Trichogramma pretiosum is the source of this 2877-nucleotide messenger RNA. RefSeq lists its product as uncharacterized. Gene Ontology annotation, molecular function: catalytic activity. Bases 1 to 2877 code for a protein of 958 amino acids. The record is from RefSeq and is a predicted model, not a curated record. The transcript has a single exon. Lineage: Eukaryota; Metazoa; Arthropoda; Insecta; Hymenoptera; Trichogrammatidae.
AUGCACAUAAACAUCAAUUCACUCCGAGAUCAUUUCACGCAAGUACGUGAUUUAUUGACGACGCAAAACAUCGAUGUACUAUCGCUGGUCGAGUCAUGGAUGACUCCCAAUCUACCGUCGACAAUGUGCAAUAUACCGGGCUACAAGCUCAUCAGAAACGACCGUGGUUUAUUGGCAACUGCAGCUAAGCGCCGACGCAAGCAUAACCGAAAGCGAAAAUUCAAAUACAUGCAAGGUGGUGGUAUUGCCGUUUAUAUCCGCAAUGGGAUCCCUCAUCGUAUACUGCACGCUCCUCAGAUAGUCACACUGAACGAGACUGAGUGCCUCUGGAUGGAAAUCGGCAGUGGAAAACAGAAGCUGCUCUUUGGAGCUGUCUAUAGAAGACCCGGUGGCUUUUAUUUGAACGAACUGUUCAGCUUCUAUCGCUCGAUGUGUCACCGUGCGUACUGCGGGUCGAUCCUGGCUGGUGACUUCAACGUGGACUUGCUCUCGGACGAGUACGAGACUGCUCAUUAUCGGCACUUGGUCUCGGAGGCUUCGCUUGACAUCGUGCCCUUUGGGGCCACACAUCAUGGCCUCACUUUUGACACCGCCAUUGAUCACAUCAUUGUAGACUCGCUCGAUAAAGUCAUUGCCAGCACCAAGUCCCCGACACCGUUCGCUGCUGCUCACGAUUCCAUCAUGGUCGAAUAUGCGCUCGCUGCACCGUUGCCUCUCUGCAGUGUUGGCAAGUACCGAGAUAGGCGUUGCGUUGCUACACCUGAAUUUGCACUUGAGCUACAAUCUGCUCUCACUUCGGCUCGUGAGAUGUCGGACUUGAACGAGAUGGUCAGUGCUCUUCAGACUGGAAUGGUAGCUACUUUGGACACUUUCGCUCCCUUACGAGCUCGUUCCUCGCGCGCCACAGCGGCCCCGUGGUUCACGCCAGCGCUCCGGGAUAGAUGCAGGUUUCGGGAUGGACUUUAUAAGGCUUACAAGAGAGGUCGGUGUCCGGCUUUGUUGCAGCGGUAUAGAUCACUGCGUCGCGACAUUAAGUGUGACAUAAAACGUGCACGUGAGUCAUAUUUGAUUGGUGGCCUGAGGCGCUGUGAAACGGACUCCCAGAGAUGGUCUUAUUUGCGUCGUAUUGGCCUGUCUGGCCCUCAGCCGCCCUCACCACUCGGCUUCUUCACGGCUGCCAAGCUGCUGGAUCAUUACUGCACUGUGACAACUGCUCAUCCGUGUUGCUCACCUGAACAGUUUGUUCGCAUCACUGAUCUAACUGUUGACGAUGCCAUACCAAGCUUCGAGUUCCGGCCUGUCCAGGAGACGGAGGUCCUGCUUUCACUAACUCAGGUGGCUGGUCGGGCGAGUGCGUGCUCUGGGGAUGGUUUGUCCCUGUCUUAUUUCAGCGACACUCUCUCGCUGCUCGCACCGUCUCUUACUACUAUCUUCAACCUAUCAAUCUCAACCUGUCAGUAUCCGUCGCUUUGGAAAAAAUCAAUCAUCAGGCCGUUAAGCAAGGUGCGUGUGCCUCAAUCACCGUCUCAGACUCGACCGAUCGCCAACUUGGCGCAUCUUGCGAAGGUUUUUGACAAAUUGCUUACGGCACAGCUUACCGAGCAUCUCGAGACCUUCAGUAUGCUUUCACCAAGACAGUCAGGUUUUCGGAAGAAUUUCAGCACGCAAACUGCAUUGAUAAAGAUCACUGAGGAUAUUAGGCGGGGUGUAGAAGAUGGACUCAUCACCAUACUCGUACUCUUUGACUUCCGGAGCGCUUUCGAUACUUUGGACCACGCGACCUUGCUGCGAGCCUUAAAACUGCAGAACUUUUCGUCCACAGCGCUCGCCUUGCUUCACUCUUAUCUGUCGAACCGCUCACAAGCUGUAAUGGAUGACGUGGGUGGCUUGACGGCCUUCAGAGAAUAUACAUCGGGUGUUCCGCAAGGCUCCACACCCGCGCCUAUACUGUUCGCAGCGUACAUUGAUGGGCUUACGCGUGCGCUUCGCCAUUGCACGUCCACGCACAUGCUCUUUGCUGAUGAUCUCCAGAUCUAUUUGCAAUGCCCGUCGAACGAGCUUAAUGAGACCGUGGCAAGGCUCAGCGAGGACGCACAGAUUGUCUCUGAUUGGGCACUCACGAAUGGAUUGAGUCUUAAUGUUGCCAAAACUAAGGCAAUCCUCUUUGCAUCAAAUCAAUAUCUCAUGCGCAUUGACCUCGAUCGUGUUGGGAGAGUUAACCUGAACGGCACCGUCAUACCUUUUGAGGACAGAGUUGUCAAUCUGGGCCUGGUGAUGACCCCCGCACUCUCCUGGGAUGCUCACAUCAGAGGAAUUUCCUCUCGCAUUCAUGGAGUGCUUCAUCGACUGCGUGCUGGGGCUGGCUUUUUGCCCGUCAACGUCAAAGAGAUGCUUAUUAACGCCUUCAUCAUACCUCAUCUUGACUACGCUUGCCUCGCCUUCAUGGACAUCUCUGCCACACUGGAUUUAAAACUCAGACGACUUCUAAACACGUGCAUACGUUACAUCUUCCAGCUCCCUAGAGACGCAGCACUUCAGCCGUACUACGCCAGGCUCGAUUGGCUGCUACCAUCUCAGAGACGCGACUAUUUUUUAAACAUGCAAACGUUCAAGGUGCUCAAUGGAUUAUGCCCAGAAUACAUUUCGAAUCUUUAUCAUUGGACGGGCGUGGAGGUCCGCAGAUCUGCAAGAAUCGCGGGUGGAGCGCCGACGAUAGAGGUGCCGUUUGCGGAUUCCUCCACCUUGAAGUCAGGUUUCUCGAUUAGUGCAGCCAACUCAUGGAAUGCACUUCCUGCUCAGAUACGGUCAUCGGGCUCUCUGGCGUCAUUCAAGAGCCUACUUGGGCAUUACAUGAGGAGACAACAAAAUGCUCAAUAA